Cyprinodon tularosa is the source of this 1237-nucleotide messenger RNA. It is a transcript of the gene rac2, whose product is annotated as Rac family small GTPase 2. The coding region runs from base 123 to 701 and encodes 192 amino acids. NCBI's taxonomy places the organism in Eukaryota, Metazoa, Chordata, Actinopteri, Cyprinodontiformes, Cyprinodontidae. Gene Ontology annotation, molecular function: GTPase activity; GTP binding. Gene Ontology annotation, biological process: small GTPase-mediated signal transduction. The record is from RefSeq and is a predicted model, not a curated record. The transcript has 7 exons.
GGAGGGAGGGAGGGAGGUGUGCAACAAUUUCCUGUAGUUGCAUGCUGAUCUGAGUCUUUCAACCUUCCUCUCUAAGCUUGCUUGUCACAUAGAGGAGCACAGACGAAGCUGAGCGGAACAGGAUGCAGGCGAUCAAAUGUGUGGUCGUAGGAGAUGGAGCUGUGGGUAAAACAUGUCUUCUCAUCAGCUAUACAACCAAUGCCUUCCCUGGGGAAUACAUUCCCACUGUCUUUGACAAUUACUCGGCUAAUGUCAUGGUGGACAGCAAGCCAGUAAACUUGGGCCUCUGGGAUACAGCAGGACAGGAAGAUUACGACAGACUUCGCCCUCUGUCAUACCCCCAGACGGAUGUCUUCCUUAUCUGUUUUUCGCUGGUGAGCCCAGCAUCCUAUGAGAACGUCAGAGCAAAGUGGUACCCAGAGGUUCGUCAUCACUGCCCAUCCACUCCCAUCAUCCUGGUGGGCACCAAGCUGGAUCUGAGAGAUGAGAAGGACACCAUUGAGAAGCUGAAGGAAAAGAAGCUGGCACCCAUCACUUAUCCACAGGGUCUGGCUCUGGCUAAAGAGAUAGAUGCUGUUAAAUACCUGGAGUGUUCGGCCUUGACUCAGCGUGGCUUGAAAACAGUGUUUGAUGAGGCCAUCCGGGCUGUGCUCUGCCCUCAGCCUGCCAAGGUCAAGAAGAAGCCCUGUUCACUCCUGUAAAAGGACCAGAGAAGAGCAACGCCACAUUCAGACUCUUGACUCUGCCUUAAGAGAAGAUUUCAAAGUUUUUUUUGACCAGCGUUUCUUACAAAUUUCCACUGUAAUUGUAAAAAAAAAAAAAUACAUUUACAGAUACGAUUGAAUAGCCGGCAACAUCUAUCAGCAGUCUUCUUAUACUGAACAAGAUGCUGCAGUGGAUUUAACUUCUCUGUACAAGAUGGCUUUUUCUCUUAGCGACUGUCUCAGGUUUGCACGCUGUACUUUCACCCUAUGAGCUGAUGAGAUAAAUGUUCACUUUUUGGUGUCUCUUAUUUGCUAAAUAUAAAUAGCUGUCCAACAUAUCAGAGUAAUAAUUCUAGUUGCAAGUAAACAGUGUUUCCAUAAGAUGUGUUCAUCGUGUGUUGUUGAAUAACGUAAUAUAAUUGCAUGGCAAAACAUCUCAAUCAGAAGUGUUGGAAUAAGCCUUAUGAACUGAUAUAUUAUUUGUUGUGUUUUCAAAAUAAGAAAAAAAAUAAAUAAAGUGAGGUUUUAAAAAA